AUGGUUCAGUAUUUCGCUGUUUUCCUGAUUCCCUCUUUUUUUAGCGGCUCAUUGCGAACAACCACCUCACCUCAGCAACAAACUGACGCCUCAAAGUUAAAAGACUUAUGCCAGGUAAAAAACACCUAGAAACCGUUUUAUUACUCUCACGUCGUUACUAUCAUUUACUUAAAACUACCGGUUAAAACUGUGUGUGGCAGGUUAUUUAAAAGUCCCCGCUUCAGCAUGAUCUUCCCUCGAAAAAAUGAAGCCUGUCCAUUGUUAACUGUUAAUUUUCGCUGAUUCAUCCACGUCCAUUCGAGGCGAGAUAACACUUUAAAGAGGAUUAUGAUAUCCAAGGUCUAUUCCGUGCCUCGCAAACAAGGAAGACGGCUGGCGGGUAUAGACUUUGUCCACUUUGGUCUGGAAUCAUUGUUUGCGAGUAAGCUACUGGCGUGUAUUUAUCGUUUCAAUUUGAAAUGAGAAGCAAAGAGAAAUAAUUAUGUGAAUUCUUUUUCGUUGCUGUUCUAAAUUAAUUUAAGUAUAAAUGAUGACAUGCAUAAUUUAAUUCUUAGAGACAAGGCCUGAAAAGGGGGGUAAAAAAUGACGUGUUUUGGUCUGAAAUAGAGUCAGGAUUUGGAGAACCGGGCGGCACACCCCCACUAAGAAUUCCCAAGAGUACCCUCCCUCCCCCACCCCCGCCUUAUUUAAGAUCCCGUGUUGUCUUCGUCUCGGCUAAUUACAAGUCAUCUUUACUUUCAGCGAUCUAUGCUGGGUUUUCUUGGUAUUCCAGGAUCAAAUGGUAUACCGGGAGUGCCGGGCGUCCCGGGGCCACACGGACCCCAAGGAAGGGAAGGUGUAAAAGGACAAAUUGGUGAUAAAGGAUCGCAAGGAAUGCCGGGUCCGAGAGGAGACAGUGGGCGCGAAGGACCUCCUGGGAAAAGUGGACCCCGAGGAAUUAAGGGAAUGAAAGGUCAACAGGGACUUCUGGGAAUGAAAGGAGAGCAAGGAGCUGUGGGAAUUAAAGGAGCACGAGGCAUUAUGGGGAAUCAAGGAAAAAAAGGAGACAAAGGAGACAAAGGAGAAAGCGCCAAAGCAAGUCAAGCAAGUGUAGUACCACAAACCAACUGGAAACAAUGUGUGUGGAAAUCAUACAGCAACACUGAUAACGGAACGAUUAAGGUAAUCAGAAUAAGAAUCAUUCAUAACACCUUCUAAAGAAAAUUUACACCUUUUUAAAUUAAAAUGUUUCAAAGAAGAACGUCUCCCCUCUCACCCACCGUCUGUCAACACAUUACAUAAAGAACUGAGUUACAUAUCCCUCGGCUUGGGUUCUUUAGGAUCGAAAAAAGGAGAACAAUCGUACGUGAUAAAAGGAUUCCUGGCCAAAUGGAUGAGGACAACAAAAAUUGAAGCUAUUAUAAAGUUUUCAAAAAUUCGCAUGUAAUCUUGAAUGGAGAUGUUAGUAUCAAUCAUUAUACACACGGUUGCUUGCCUUGUUACAAAGAAUUUAGAACCUCUUGAUCCAAACACCUUAACUUCUUAUGUAACAAGAGUCACUCCUACAAGAUGCGACAUAGAGUUAAAUUGGGAGCUAGUGAAGAAGAAAAUUGAAAAAUCAUCAUCAAACCCGAAUAAAGCUACUGGACCGGACCUGGUCUCACCCAAGGACCUUAAACUCCUUGGGGAAUCUUCUAUCCAUAGCCUGCUGCCAGUUUUCAAGAAAAGUAUAGAUGAUGCAGUUUUUCCAACAAACUGGAAACUCUCACGUGUAAAGCCAGUUUUUAAAAAGGGAGCACCCACUGAUAUGAGCAACUUCAGGCCCAUAUCUCUCUUAAGUAUCCCAGGAAAGAUUCUUGAAGACAUUAUAAGCAACAGCAUAGACAAUCACAUUGAAGCUCAGAACCUGCUUAGUGACAAUCAAUGGGGCUUUCGCAAGAAUCAUUAUACAGAGGGUCUCCUUCUUCAUCUUACUGACACUUGGAAGUGGGCCCUAGAUAAUAAUCUUAAAGUUGGUGUUCUGUUUAUUGACUUCAUGAAGGCCUUUGACUCGGUGAACCAUACCAUCCUAUUACAAAAGUUGAAAGCUGUUUGUAUAUCAAGAAAAUUUACUAUCUUGGAUGAGAAGCUACCUGUUAAAUCGUAACCAAUUUGUUCAAGUUAAUGAAGUGAAAUCAGACACUAGCUCUAUCAAGUUUGAAGUACCACAAGGGUCAAUCUUAGGACCCAAACUGUUCUCCCUUUAUGUCAAUGACUUUCCUGAAUCUGUAACCUCGGGAGAACUUUAUAUGUUUGCUGAUGAUACUACCAUAUUUACCAUAAGUGAUAAUAUUGAUACUAUAAUUAAGGCCAUGCAAGUUAUACUAGAUCAAGUUCUUAGUUGGUGUGGUGCUAACAGAUUGAUUGCUCUUAGUUGGUGUGGUGCUAACAGAUUGAUUGCUCAUGAAACUAAGUCAUAAGCCUUAUUAUUAUCUAAACAAAGAUUCAUUGGUCCAUUGUUGCCUUUGAAGUAUGGUGAAAAAUUUAUUGAAUUAAAAUCAUCAUGUAAAUGCCUAGGAGUAACUAUAGACAGUAAUCUUUCUUGGCAAGAACACACUAAAAGUCUGUUAAAAUCUUUUAAUAAGAAAAUAGCAGUCCUCAGAAGAAUUAAAUUCUUGCCAUCAUCCAUUCUACAGACCAUUUAUUUUAGGACUGUACUUCCAAGUGUCUUCUACGGAAUACUAGUAUGGGGUUCCUGCUCACCUGCACUAAUGGAUGAUCUUGAGCGUGCUCAUAUACGAGCUUCUAAACUUAUUUUUAAACUUUCAAGGAAUUCCAAUGGUGAUCAAUUAAAUAAAUUGAAAGGCUGGAACAAUUUAUCAUUUUACUACACUAAGAGACUGUUAGUAGAAGCGUAUAAAUCCUACUAUAGAUGCAAUACCAAUGUUUUAAAUGAUCUAGUAAUGUUAAAACAAUCAUCUCACUGCCUGAGGAAAUCAAUGAAUAUUGAAUUUCCAAGUCCCAAAACAGAAAUUGGCAGGCUGACUUUUAAGCAUAGAGCUGCCAUUGCUUGGAACUCACUUCCUGAUUCGAUCAAAAAGUCUUCUAGCUUAGAAUGUUUUAAAAAAAGACUUAGAUCUAGCAAGGACUUAAUUAAUUCUAUAAGCUAUAAUAAGGAAUCUUCCAUGAUAAGAAAUAGGAAUGAGGAAUUUCUUUAUUAAUCUUAUUUAUAUUUGUAUUGUUAUUAUUAUUUAUUAUUUAACUUCUGUUGAUUUUCUAUUUAUUCACAUGUACAUACUUUAGUUUUUUUUAACAAGUAGAUAGGCAGGUCCACAUCAGGACUUCAGUCUUGCGUAUUCUGUAACCUGCGUUACCAAAUAAACUAUGUAUGUAUGUAUGUAUGUAUGUAUGUAAUAUGUUUGAUUUUAUUCCAGGACUGUGCGUUUAACAAACUGCAGUCUAAUUCAGCGCUCAGAGUCUCAUUCCAGGGAAACAUGGGUAGUUCCAAGUGUAAUCGGUGGUAUUUUAAGUUCAAUGGAAAUGAAUGCAGUGGACCAAUGACGAUUGAGGCUGCUGUUCACAACUACUGGCCAUCUGACCCUUUUCUACAUCGUCAUCGGUCAUUUGAGGGGUACUGUGAAAACAUCCCACAAGGGGCAGUUAGAGUGGAAUUAUGGGUAGGACAGUGCGGUGGCGUGACCCUGGGUAAUGCGCACACUGGGUGGAAUUCAGUGUCCCGGAUAACGAUUGAAGAAGUAUCUAGGCCCCAGUCCUAA
Messenger RNA from Porites lobata, 3734 nucleotides. The record is from the annotation of a GenBank genome assembly. Lineage: Eukaryota; Metazoa; Cnidaria; Anthozoa; Scleractinia; Poritidae.